Molecule: messenger RNA, 528 nt
Organism: Symbiodinium natans
Lineage: Eukaryota; Dinophyceae; Suessiales; Symbiodiniaceae
Source: the annotation of a GenBank genome assembly
AUGGACACGCGGGUGAGCGUGGCGGAGGGAUCGGAUGACACUCCAUUCAAGGCCUGCUCCUGCUUGGCUGAGGUUGGAUGGAAGAUGCUGAGGUCGGACGGAAGAAGAUUGUCUCUUGUCACACAGCAGGAGCUUCACCGGUGUGAAGGAGUCGAAGUUGCACUCAAGGGACAAGAGGCCGAAGCAUCCAGACAGCAGCGGCCAGGCACACUCCGGGAACUUUUCGAAGACUCCUCACAAGUCUCCCAGGAACAAUACCAUCCCAGUAAGUGUCAGCGAGAACAUCUGAAGCCAAUGGCGGCCACGUGGGCGCUAUGCCCGGCGGCGGCGGCGGCCUGGAGUCACGGCCCCCUCUCUUCUGCGCCGGCAACGGGUCACCCCGAGUUUGAAACGAAUUCCCGCACCGCAGGGUGCCUGAUGCAACCAAAGCUGCAGUGCCACCUUGUGGGUGUCAUGCCUUUUGCGGGUCCUUCGGACGCCACUUCAUACAUGGUGAUGGGCCUCAAACAUCACCGGCAACGCAUUUAA